AAGAAGAACAUCAUCUCCCGUGUAACAUUACAGUGUAGAAAAGCAUGGUAUAGAUAUUACUUUUUUGCGUUAAAAUGCCUUUAAUAGUGAUGUGUGGAUACCCGUGCAGUGGUAAAACCAGACGAGCACAUGAACUCAGAGACUACUUUACACAAAACACAGAAAGAAAGGUUCAUAUUGUUGGAGAUGAAGAUCAAGGAAUUGACAAGAACUCUGUUUAUGCAGACUCGCAGAAGGAGAAGAACCUGAGAGGAGCACUGAGAGCUGAAGUGGAGAGGAAAGUCAAUAAAGACGACAUUGUGAUUCUUGAUUCCUUGAAUUACAUUAAAGGCUACAGAUAUGAGCUGUUUUGUCUCAUCAAACAUACACAAACGCCCCACUGCUUGGUGUACUCUUUGACAUCAGCUGACAUGAGCUCAGAAUGGAAUAGAAACAAAGAGGCAGAUUCUCAGUACACUCAGGAAAUCCUUGAUGCGCUAAUCCUGCGUUUUGAAGCUCCUGAUUCAAGGAAUAGAUGGGAUAGUCCACUCUUUACUAUUCAGCAAGACGACUCGCUUCCAUUUGAAGCCAUCUGUGAUGCGCUAUUCAAAAGAAAAGCACCACCACCUAAUCAGUCCACGAAGAGCCAACCACUCUCAUCCACAAACUUUCUGUAUGAGUUGGACAAAGUUACUCAAGAUGUCCUAAUGGCUGUUCUUGAGUCACAGAAGACCAGCGUCCCUGGAGAUCUCAUUUCCAUUCGUGGAGCCACAGAAAAGAUUGAACUCACCAGAAGUCUUAACAUGGUGGAGCUGAGAAAACUCAGACGUCAGUUCAUCAGUUACACCAAGAUGCACCCAACAGAAAACAUUGGACAGAUUGCCAAUAUGUUUGUGCAGUAUCUUAAUAAGAGCAUGCAUUAGCAGGUGUUUUUCUUAUUGUAAUUAUUCAGGUAAUAUUUAUUUUUUAAGUUGCAUUUUAACAACAUUUGAGUGCAAUAAAAUGUAAAUUCUUA
Molecule: messenger RNA, 994 nt
Organism: Danio aesculapii
Lineage: Eukaryota; Metazoa; Chordata; Actinopteri; Cypriniformes; Danionidae
Gene: kti12
Product: KTI12 chromatin associated homolog
Exons: 9
Coding region: 75-902 (275 amino acids)
Source: RefSeq, a predicted model, not a curated record